GUCUCCUGGAAAAAUUUUUCCCUGAUGUUAUUAAGGUUUCUUGGAAAGAAAAGAAUGGCAACAGGGUUCUGCCAUCCCAGGAGGGAAAUACCAUGAAGACCAAUGACACAUACAUGAAGUUCAGCUGGCUGACAGUGACAGAAAACUCCAUGAAGAAAGAGCACGUAUGUAUCGUCAAACAUGAGAAAAAUCCAGGAAGAAAAGAUCAAGAGAUUCUUUUUCCUGCAGUGAAUGAAGUUUUCACCCCAGUUGUCACUACUACCGAGCCUCCAAAUGAUUGUUUGAGAGAUGAAAGUGAAGCCACUGAUACUGAUUUUACAAAAGCUUGUGCAAGAGAUCGAAGUAUCGCUAAUUCUACAAAAGCAUGUCUGAAAGAUGAAAACAACACCGUGCCGCUGCAGUUCACGUACAACUCUGCUUACUACACCUACCUCGUCCUCCUCCUCAAGAGUGCCGUCUACUUUGCCAUCACCUCCUUCUGUGUGUUUAGGAGAACAGGCGUCUGCUGUGACGGGACGAGCUCGUGACAAGGGGACAACAAAGGGGUCAAUCUUCCUCUUUCAUCUAUUGCCCCAGAAACUCUCUACUGAAGACCCAGCCGGGCUUGCUUUCUGGGUUUGGGUUAUUUCAGACGUUGUGUAUAAUUUUCUAUCAUCGUGUAAGGGUUUUUCAGACCACUGGGCAGACAGUUUUCCUCUGUAACAAGGAAUUCUGCCAUUACUCAAAGGCACGGCCCAGAGCUCGUCCAAGGGAGCCUCUCCCACCACUGUCCCCACAAUCUCAUCAGCUUCUCCCCACCCCCAAGUCCUCAUGCCCCCCUAAGCACACACAGCGGGCAGUUCCCUGUUUGCUCCCAAGCACCUCCACCAAGACCACGGCCCUGAUCUUCCCUGUCACACACCCUGGAGAUGCUGGCUUUGCUACUUGAAAUAAAUAAAUUUCUAAAAAGAAAUCAAAAG
Molecule: messenger RNA, 959 nt
Organism: Odocoileus virginianus texanus
Lineage: Eukaryota; Metazoa; Chordata; Mammalia; Artiodactyla; Cervidae
Source: RefSeq, a predicted model, not a curated record